GUAUUAUUUAAGGGGAAACCUUUAAGUAACAAUGAGUUUAUUCCGUAAAAAAAAAUCAUACGGCAUAUUGUAACGUUCACGACGAUAGCAAGCCACAAAUCCGUCAUUGCUUUGUGUGCGCGUGUGUGUAGUUCACCCUGCGCCCGUUAGAGGGAAGUCUAAAACCAUCUCCAUGGCAAUUUUAAAACUGGUUGUAAACACAAAGAGUAGCUACUGUGCAAGGAGCGAGCUACAGCUACAAGUUAAACCCUCUAACAACAUGGAGAAAAUAGAUCUCGAUCAAUCCGCUUUAAAAGCAGUUGAUGACUACUGGGAAUACAGAAGGAUUGUGGGUGAUGAUGAUGGAGAAAAGCUCUUCACUCCAGAGCAAUAUGAGGAAUACAGGAAGAAGAUGUUUUCUCAGCGACUUAAAAACCGGUUAUAUGUGAGCUAUGGAGUGCCUGGGGGUAUUGACUGUAAGCUGAUUGGCCCAGAAACACAGUGCUUCUGUGCACAUAGGUACAAGCAACAUAAAACAGACUGGGAAGUGGUUCCCUCUGAGCGACCCCUGGCCUUACCAUGCAGAGUCAAGGGAUGCCGUUGCCCUGCCUACGAGUACGUCCCUCGGCUUGGACCAAACCCUGUGCGCUGCAGGUGUAAACACUUACCUCAACAUCACAGUGAAGCAGCAGGCCACUUGUGCAAGUCUUGCAGUUCUUGUUCUGGAUUCCAGAGUCCCUACACCUGUGGGUGUGGCCAGCCCAGCUCUGAACACCAGACUCUGGUUGAGACAAAACUGGAGAGGCAGGCACGGGGUCAGCCUGUGGGCAGGGAUGUCCCUUAUGCUGCCAUGGGUGGGCUGACAGGGUUCAGCUCCUUGAUUGAUGGUUACCUAGCUUUGGAAAUCAGUGGCUCAGAUCAAGAAAGCCCUCAGCAGAGCUGCUCGGCAUUAAAGACCAACCAAACAUCAGCUAAAGCAUCAAGGUUUGCUCUCUGUAAGAGAGGGACCAACAAACAAUAAAAUACAACAUCGGUUUGUGUGUAUCCAUAGGAUAAUGAAUAUGAAAUACUCAAUACAUACAUAUUUGGACAAUGCUGAAA
Molecule: messenger RNA, 1080 nt
Organism: Haplochromis burtoni (Burton's mouthbrooder)
Lineage: Eukaryota; Metazoa; Chordata; Actinopteri; Cichliformes; Cichlidae
Gene: fam221a
Product: family with sequence similarity 221 member A
Exons: 6
Coding region: 173-1000 (275 amino acids)
Source: RefSeq, a predicted model, not a curated record